UGGUGGCACGAUUAUCUGCCGUAUUCUCGCAUCGGUAACAUCGCCGUUUUGCAAUUUAGCUGCAGCGGUAAUACGGGCUUUAUGCCAUAACACUCCCACAGUUGAGGUUUAAAUGCCACGUCGUGAAAAGGCUUCUCAUUUUCGGCCAACUCCCAGCGAUGACGGACAAAAAUCAAGUCCAUUCGAUGUCAGAGCGUAAUGCGACAAAUCAGGACAACGGUGUCCGUGCAGUUUUUUCAGAUUACGGAGAACGAACGACGCUACAUGGUUUUUAUUACUUAAUCCACGGCGGAACUUCUAUGAGGAAAUUCGUUUGGGUUGUUUUCAUUUUAACUGCCUUUGGUUAUCUCACCUAUAACGCCGUGAAACUGUUUGGAAAAUACUUCGAUUAUCCUACAAUAUCUAAAAGUAGGAUAGUUGCACAGCCGGACAUGUUGUUUCCAGCGGUAACAAUAUGUAACUACAACCCACUUAGAAACGUGGACAAAUGUGACAGAAUAACAAUGGCAUAUUUCAAAAAUGGCACAUCGAAAAGUAAUCAGCUGAACAGAAAGAGUUCUGGUACAUCAGACGCUGACGCACUGCGAUUCUAUCUUGAGUGCGGCCAUCAAAUGAAUGAAGCUGGAAUGCUUGUUGAGUGUAAUUGGAAGGGAAGAUCGUGCAAUGAAGCAAACUUCAGCUCAACUGUUCAAAGAAUGGGGCUAUGCCACACCUUUAACUCAGGGAAGGAAAACCAUUCAUUACAGCGUUUUUCUAAUCCUGGCGAGUCAAAUGGGCUAAUUUUGAAGCUCAAUGUUCAGACAGAAGAUUAUCUGCCUGUCACUCCUGCUGUUGGUGUAAAGGUCAUUAUACACGACCAGCAUGCACCAAUAUCCACAAACGAAAAUGGAUUUGCCGUGAUGCCUGGAAGAAAAGCUCUAGUAUCAGUCACAAAGAAAAAGGUGAAAACUUUAGGUCCACCUUACGGAAUGCCUUGCAACAAAAGUUUGAAGUAUUCACAGGAACAUUGCUUGAGCAAAUGUAAACAGCAGUAUAUUUUCGACCAUUGCAAAUGUCUGAUGCCUCCACCAACCACUCUUGGCACAACAUAUUGUCUGCUAUACGAGGAAAAGCGUCAAUGCUACUUCGCGUAUGAAGCUAAAUUCUUUGAUUUGGGUGUGAACAACAACUGCACUUGUCAAGGGUCUUGUGAAAAGUCCACAUACGACACAGAUUUGUCCUACGCAUAUUUAAAACCGACUUCGGUUAAGGAUCUAUUCAUGGAAUCUGACGACUCGAUACUUCUUAAUUCUUCACAGAAGAUUCAAUGGCAAGAGUUUGUGCGUGAUAACAUUCUUGAAAUCUCUAUAUAUUUCAACGACUUGAGUUACCUGGAAGUUGAAGAAGUUGCAGCAUAUCCAUGGGAAAGUUUUGUGGCCGAAUUUGGCGGGACAAUGGGACUCUGCCUUGGUGCCAGCUUACUGACUAUUUUGGAACUGUUGGAUCUGAUCGGCUGCAUUAUUAGCUUUUUCUGUAGAGCUAAGAAAGGAUAAGGGCACAGAUAUAACGAAAUAUCUCGGAAAAGGGAGAAAUCUCUCAAGGAUGUAGUGGGCCCAUG
Molecule: messenger RNA, 1597 nt
Organism: Dendronephthya gigantea
Lineage: Eukaryota; Metazoa; Cnidaria; Anthozoa; Malacalcyonacea; Nephtheidae
Product: acid-sensing ion channel 1-like
Exons: 9
Coding region: 159-1532 (457 amino acids)
Biological process (GO): sodium ion transmembrane transport
Cellular component (GO): membrane
Molecular function (GO): ligand-gated sodium channel activity
Source: RefSeq, a predicted model, not a curated record